Lactuca virosa is the source of this 1678-nucleotide messenger RNA. The record is from the annotation of a GenBank genome assembly. NCBI's taxonomy places the organism in Eukaryota, Viridiplantae, Streptophyta, Magnoliopsida, Asterales, Asteraceae.
UUAGUUCUUAUCGUCAACGCAAAAACCCACCGGCUAUCGGCAAUCGGCGUCACCAUCGAUCCUUUUUUCUUAUACUUUACGCUUCCUCAUUCCGCUGAUCGAUAUUGACCACAACAAUGGCUUCCGAAGAACAAGUGAAGAAUUCCGCAUUCGAUACAGAGGCUGCUAACUGUUUAGUCAAGGAGUUGAGAGGCACUGUUGUCGCUGGAAAAACGAAGAGCUACGAAUGGAGAGUGAAACAGUUGAAGAGCUUGUUGAAGAUGGUGGAAGAGCGCGAUAAGCAGAUUUGCGAUGCUUUAUUCUCUGACCUCUCGAAGCCUGAGAUGGAAGCUUUCAUCCAUGAGAUUGCUCUGAUAAAAAAUUCAUGCAAGCUGUCACUGAAGAAACUUAAAGAGUGGAUGAAACCAGAAAAAGUGAAAACUACUUUAAGCACUUUUCCUUCAUCAGCAGAAAUAGUCCCAGAACCUUUGGGGGUUGUUUUGGUCAUUUCAGCAUGGAACUAUCCUUUCUGUAUCUGGGAAUGCUGUUGUUCUGAAGCCCUCAGAAAUUGCUCCAGCCAUGUCUUCAUUGCUGAAAACCUUCUAGAAGAAUAUCUGGAUAAUUCGGCUAUAAAAGUUGUUGAAGGUGGUGUUCCUGAAACAUCUGCACUUCUGGAACAAAAAUGGGAUAAAAUCUUCUAUACAGGGAAUGGGAGAAUUGGGCGAGUUGUCAUGGCUGCUGCUGCAAAACAUCUGACACCUGUAGUCUUGGAACUUGGAGGCAAAUCUCCUGUUGUGGUUGACUCAAACAUUGACUUAACUGUGACAGCAAGGCGUAUAAUUGGAGGUAAAUGGGCAUGCAACAAUGGACAAGCUUGUGUUGCUCCUGAUUACAUAAUAACAACAAAACAAUUUGCUCCCAAGUUGAUAGACUCUAUAAAACAUGAGUUGGUGAAAUUUUAUGGGGAGGAUCCUCUGAAUUCCCCGGAUAUAUCUCGAGUUGUGAACUCCAAUCACUUUGCUCGGUUGUCAAAGCUAUUGGAUGAUGAUAGGGUUUCUGGAAAGAUAGUUCAUGGAGGUCAAACAGACAAGAGUAGCCUGAAAAUUGCUCCAACUAUUGUUCUGGAUGCGGAGGAAGAUUCCCUCAUUAUGCAUGAAGAGAUAUUCGGUCCUUUACUUCUUGUAGUAACGGUUGAAAAAAUUGAAGAUGGCAUUGACUUUAUCAACUCAAGGUCAAAGCCUCUUGCAGCAUACAUAUUUACCAACAACAAGCAACUCAAACAGGAUUUUGUCAGCAACAUCUCUUCUGGAGCCAUAGUCGUUAAUGACAUUUCCUUACACCUUAUGGUGGACACAUUGCCAUUUGGUGGAGUGGGGGAAAGUGGCACAGGGGCAUACCAUGGCAAAUUCUCAUUUGAUGCUUUUACCCAUAAAAAAGCAGUUUUACAUAGAAGUUUUUUGGGAGAUGCUCCAGCAAGAUACCCACCAUACACAGCUGGCAAGCUUAGGCUUCUGAAAGCUCUUUUAGAUGGCAGUAUAUUUGGCAUCAUUCGCGCUCUUUUCGGCUUUUCGUAAAUGUAAAUCCGUAAUUUUCACAACCCGUUUGCUUUCAUUUCUGUUAAAAAGUUAAAAUGUUUCCGUUAUCUUUACAUUUGUACAACAUCGUUACAAACAAAAACAUGUGAAUUCAUCUGUAUGAU